CGCUUCCGGUGUCAGUGCGCAGAUGCGCUUCGAAGAGCUCAGAGCCGAAACAGAACGCGACCAAACAUACAGAAACAGGCUGGGAAACGACACGUUAGGGCGGAAAAGAAAAGUGCGCGUGAGGGAGAAGGUCUGCGACACGGCAGCAACCAUGGUGGGCGAGCGCCGCAAUGGGAACCUGCUGGUCCAGCUCGGCCCGAGGCUGCAGGCGUAUCCAGAAGAGCUGAUUCGCCAGCGCCGCAUCCACGACGGUCAGACGGAGUACCUGAUUCGUUGGUGCCUCGUCACCAUCGAUGAUGGGUCCAGUUCUGGGGGCGGAGCCAGCGAGGCUGGUGGGACAGGCAGUAGCAGCUCUGGCGUGGGCGGGUCCAGCAGUUCCUCAUCUGGAGAAUCCAAACCUGAAAACAUCCUGAUGUGGAUGUCGACGGAGGAUGUGUACGCCAACUGUCCCACCCUCCUGGGAAAGAGGAAGACGGACACGCAGCGCCCCCUGCAGCAGCAGGAGAAGCAGCAGGAUGGAGAGGUGGUGGACGGAGGUCAGAGGAGCGGCGAUGAGCUGCCGGCAGAUGUCACCUUCGAUGAGGUGGAGCUGUCGGACAUGAAGGAGGACGUUAAGAACCUGGUGUGUCGAGCCAGGAAGCAGAUGGCCAAGAAGAGCGACUUCUCCAUCAACAUUAUGCACACCAUCCACGUGCUGAGCGCCUACGCUAGCAUCGGCUCGCUGGUCGGUGUCUUCAAAGAGACGGGCGCCCUCAACCUGCUGAUGGAGCUGCUGUGCAACAAGGAGACUCAAACGAGGCGCAGCGCUGGGAAGAUGCUGCGAGCGCUCGCCUCCCAUGACGCAGGCAGCCGAGCCUACGUCCUCCUGUCUCUCAGUCAGCAGGACGGCAUCGAGCAGCACAUGGACUUUGAUAACCGCUUCACUCUGCUGGAGCUGUUCGCUGAAACCACAUCGUCAGAGGAGCACGGCAUCUCCUUCGAGGGAAUCCACCUGCCUCAGAUUCCCGGGAAGCUGCUGUUCUCUCUGGUGAAACGUUAUCUAUGCGUCACAUCUCUGAUGGACAAACUCAACACGGCCGGGGCGGAGUCCUGCUCUGACAGACAGGAUUCCAGCCCCGCCCCUGCUACGUUCUCUAGCUCCGCCCACCAGAUGGAGCUCCUUCGUAUCCAGCGAGAGUUUGACUUCACCAUGGCCAUGGCCAACCUGAUCUCAGAACUGGUCCGAGUGAUGGGCUGGGACCGGAACCGGAAGCCCCCUGACGGCUCCGCCCACCACUCUGGAGGAGGUGUGGCCUGUGGUGAGGAGCAGGGCGAGGAGGUGUGCCGCCCUGUCCUCAGGUCCAUCUUCCAGCCUCGGUUCUGCACAUCACCCGCCACUCUCAGCACCAGCUCCACCAUCGCGGCUCCGUCUGCCACGCCACCAAAGAAGAAGGUGGGAAACGGGUUCAAGACGCGCUCCGACUUUGGCAGCCGCACGGCGUACGUGGAGUACAUCCAGGACAGUCUGAAGAGCGGCAUGAUGGUCCGCAUGCUGGAGGACUACGAGGAGGUGAGCGCUGGAGACGAGGGAGAGUUUCGCUAUAGCAACGACGGGUCGCCGCCGGUCCAGGUGUACUGGAACUCCUUGUCCAGGACUUACUGGGUCCACUGGCACAUGGUGGAGAUUCUGGGCAACGGCAGCAGCAGCCAGUCUGAGAAGGAGACGCAAGAGAAGGCCUCAUCCCUGACAGAGACGCUCAAACUCACUGCAGUGAGCCAGACGUUCUUCUCGAAGCCUCCCGGGGGCCUGUACUCGCUGCCGUACCUGUCGGAGGGGCUGCAGGUGGAGCCGGCGGCUCUGAGCAGAGCUGAGUGGUGGGAAAUCCUGUUCUUCAUCAAGAAACUGGAACCGAAGCAGCAGCAGGAGGUCAACGACAUCCUGCUACAGAACCUGGAGGAGCAGGAGACAGAGCUGGACGACUCAACUUUAAUCAGCCUGUCUGUCCCCGGAGACGUGGCCAAGAAACUGCUUCACUACCUGAAGCAGAAGCUGCCGUCAUCGUGCCUCAGUGACCUGCUGUGCUCGCACGCCUUCUGCAAACAUUACCUGAGGAGAGGAGGAGGAAGUCUGGAGGAUGAAGAACUGCUGGCUGAAAGCUCUCUGGGUUCUUCCGGUCUGGGUGGAGGAGGAAGUCAAAGCUUCUCGUCUUCAUCGGCCACAGCCUCAUCUUCCUCAGCGAUGGGCUCCGUCUCUAAGAAAGCCAAGAAAGAACUUCCUGUUGACUCUGGCGGCUCGGAAACGGAGAACGAGCUGCCCACAGAGGACGACAGCAAGUACCCCGAUGACCUGAAGGACAAAAUGAAAGCGUACAACAACCCACGGGUCCAGGGGAAGAAGACGCUCCUGGAGAAACUGGGGGAGGUGGUGGACAUCCUGAAGAAGGGGGGGUCCAGUUCUGACCAGGCCCAACAGCUGGCCGCCAUCCUCUUCAUCACCAAGCUGCUGGAGGAGAAGAACGGGCAGGAAAAGAACUCGAUGAGAAGCGACUCUGCUCAGACUGUACGGGACAAGGUUCUGAAGCUGCUGGUGGAGCUGCUGAGCUCGUCCUCUAAAGACGUGGUGGUCAGCACGCUGAGGCUCACGCACCUCCUCAUGCUGAAGUAUGAGUGGAGGGUCUCCUUCGCCACGGAGGGCGGAGUCAAAGCCAUCUUGUCCUGCAUGCAGGAGUUCUGCUCCAUUACUCACGUGCAGCAGCUGGCGCUGGCGACGCUGAAGGUGAUCACCGGAGCCGGCAAACACGACCUGCGCAGUGUUGGCAGCAGUGUCCCGCUUUCAGAGUCUGGCACACAGAUGAUGCUGGAGAUUUUCGCCAGCAUUGGCUCGGCCACGCCCGAAGGCUCCAAAGGCCUGCUGGCUGCCAUCCCUGCCGCCAUCGAGCUCAUGCUGAAGACCAAAGGCUGCAUGCUGUCAGUGCGAAACGGGCUGCUCGUCAUCAUCAUGCUCAUCUCCAGCCACAAGAGCCUGGCGGAGCAGCUGGUGGCCUGCAGCGUCACCGCCGUCCUCAAAAAGUGUCUGGCAUUGUCCAGAGCCGAGACGAUGCUGGCCAUCAUUGCCCUCAACCACAUCUCCAUGGUCCACAAGCUGGAGAGCAAAGACUGUCAGGAGCAGCUGGACUUUAAGGACACGGAGCUGCAGAUGUUGGUGGUGAGUCUGAAGGAGCUGACGGCAACUAAAGAGGUGAUCCAGACUCUGGAGCAGCUUCUGUGUGAUGACACCUCUCAGCUGGAGGAGGAGCGCAGCCAGGUGACCCACAGCCGGGACACCUACCAGGACCUGGUUCGCCUGAUGGAGCAGCACAGAGCAGACCGGGCUGUCCAGAUGUCCAUCCUCAGGAUCCUCAACAAGUUCCUGGACAAUUACCAGGAGGACGAGCUGCCGUGGCACGAGAGCAUCGAGCCCUGCCUGUCCACCAUGGCGGCCUUCAUCAAUGACAGAGAGGUGGUGCAGCUGUUCAUCCGCUUCCUGUACCGCCUGGCCUCCCUCAACAAAGACUACGCUGUGGUCAUGUGUCGUCUGGGGACCAAAGAGGCUCUGGUGAAAGCUCUGGACAAACAUAGCACCAACCUGCCUCUGGUCACCGAGCUCAGAGACCUCAUCACUGACUGUGAGAAGUACGCCAGCCUCUACAAGAAGAUGACCACAAGUGUCCUCGCCGGCUGCAUCCAGAUGGUGUUGGGUCAGAUCGAAGAGCACCGCCGCAGCCACCAGCCAAUCAACAUCCCGUUCUUCGACGUGUUCCUCCGGAACCUGUGCCAAGGUUCCAGCGUGGAGCUGAAGGAGGACAAAUGCUGGGAGAAGGUGGAGGUUUCGUCCAAUCACCAUCGAGCUAAUAAACUGACCGACAAGAACCCCAAAACCUACUGGGAGUCAAACGGUUGCACCGGGUCGCACUUCAUCAACAUUUACAUGCACAAAGGUGUCAUCAUCAGACAACUCGCCGUCCUCGUGGCGAGCGAGGACUCCAGCUACAUGCCGGCCCGGAUCCUGGUUCUGGGAGGAGACGACCCUACCAACAUCAACACGGAGCUCAACACGGUAAACGUUGCUCCCUCUGCCAGCCGGGUGGUUCUGCUGGAGAACAUGACCAGGUUCUGGUCCAUCAUCCAGAUCAGGGUCAAGAGAUGCCAGCAGGGUGGGAUCGACACCCGGGUCCAUGGCUUCGAGGUUCUGGGUCCGAAGCCCACAUUCUGGCCCGUGUUUAAGGAGCAGCUUUGCUGUCGUACGUACCUGUUCUACAGCACCAAGGCCCACACCUGGUGUCAGGAGGUGGUGGAGGACAAGACGCAGCUUCUGCAGCUCUUUAACAAGCUGAACAGCGCUCUGAGACACGAGCAGAUGUUUGCCGAUCGCUUCCUGCCGGACGCCGAAGCAGCCGAAGCUCUGGGUCGGACCUGCUGGGAGGCUCUGAUCACCCCCAUCGUCCACAGCAUCACGCUGCCAGAAUCCUCGGCGUGCAGCCCUCUGUCCUGGCUGCUCAGCGAGUACCUGGAUAACACCGAGUCGGCUCGCCGCUGCAAGAACCGGGCGGCCAUCUUCAACUCCAGAGUGCGACGUCUCACACACCUGCUGGUCCACGUGGACACGAGCUGGCUGGACUGCGAGGAGCUCAAACCGCCCGUCAAGUCGAAAGGUCUGAACAGAAGCAAAGAGCUGAAGAACGGUAAAGAAAGUAAAAACAAAGACACCGCCGCUGCCUCCUCUUCCUCCUCAUCCUCAGUCAAGCCCAAAGUGAAAAGCAGCAGCAGCAGCAGCAUCGCAGGCAUCGCCCUCUGUUGGCAGGGAGUGGUGCAGCGGCAGGUGAAGAAGUUUCUGGAGUCCAGCUGCAGUUUACCAGACUUUGUGGAGCGUUACCGGACUCUGUACCUGCGGCUGAAGAACGCCAUGGAGGAGCUGUUCGGACAGCAGACCGCCUUCGUCCUCGCCCUGAGACACGGGUUUUCCGCCGCACUGCUGCAGCUGUCCAUUCUCAGAGCCAUGCACGUUAGCGAGCGUUUUGCUCAGUACAUCGAUCAGAUGAUCCAGGCCAGCAGAGCGACAUCUGGCAGUGUGGAGACUCUGGAGCGGCUGCAGCAGUUUCUGGAACCGAUGCUCUUCCUGUCCGGCCUGGAGCUCGCCAACACCUUUGAGCACUUCUACAGGUACUACCUGGGCGACCGUCUGUUAGCUCAGGGGAACGUGUGGUUGGAGAGCGCUGUGAUCGAUCACAUCGGAAGCUGCUUCCCGAGUCGCUUCCCUCAGCAAAUGUUGAAGAACCUAAGCGAGUCCACUGAGCUGCAGCAGGAGUUCCACCUGUACCGCCUGCAGCAGCUGGACCGGCGCCUGCAGGAGCACGACCAGAUGAUGGAAGAGGAGUGGGAGGAGUCAGAGGAGGAGGCAGAGGUUCAAGUUCUGGUUCUAUCUCCACGCUGCUGGGCAGUGUCUUCGCUUUGCUUCCUGGAUGAACCAGCAAAACAUUUUCCUGCUGAACUCUGCUCCUACCUGAACCAGUUCACCCAGUUCUACAUCCACAGUCAGUCCAUGUACGGCAUGAGUCACUCGAAGCCUCGCCGGCUCCAGUGGACGUGGCUCGGUCACGCAGAGCUACAGUUUGGCUGCUGGACGCUGCACGUGUCCACGCUGCAGAUGUUCAUCCUGCUGCAGUUCAACAGCCACGAGGAAGUCGGAGUCGAGAGUCUGCUGCAGGUAACUGGUCUGUCGGCCACCGUCCUGCUACACGCUCUGCAGCCUCUGAUAAGUGCCGGAGGACCUCUGACCUGCAGCCAGCCAGACGAUCCCAUCCGAGGUGUUCUGCAGUUGAACCAGCAGGUGGUAUCCUGCAGCCUGGAGGGCGCCCCAGCUUCUGUCCAGCUGCUUCCCAGACAGACGUACCUAAACGUGGACGAGGAUGCUUCCAGCACGCUGGAGAGGAAGAGGAACUUCAUCUAUUGUCUGAUCGUCCACAUCAUGAAGAAGGAGAAGGAGAUGCACAUUGACAACUUGGUUUUCAGGGUUCUGGACUCGUGUCAGAAGCAGGAAUCUUCUCGGUCUCCGGGUGCCGGCCGCUUCAGCUGCAGCACCGGCGAUGUCCUCUCCUGCAUCAUGCACGUCAUCAGCAAAGGCUGCAUCUGCCGCAACGAGGAGAACCCGCACAUCGUGGAGUACGUCCCCGAGGACCCGUCCACGCCACAGAAAGGCCAGGCCCAGUUCUCCUUCAGCCGCACCGACUCCAGGAAGGACGCCGCCGCAGACAGUCUAGCCGACAUCAGCUUGGUGCCAGCACCGCGGCGGUUUGAGGACGGUGUUCUGGAUGCGGUUCUGUUCUCGAUGGGCCGGACCAUGACUCAGGAGGAGGUUCGUCAGCUGAUGCAGAGGACGGUGCAGCAGGUUUCUGCUACUCUGAGUCUGGACCUGGACCGGGCCGAGCACCUUCUGAUCCACUGCAAGUGGAACGUGGACCUGCUGGUGCAGCGCUACACCGACGACCCCGACACCCUCAUCGUAGCUGCUGGGCUGAAGUGCCGAAACCCACAGCCGCCGCCUAGCCCCGCCUCCACCUGUCCCGUCUGCCUGGGCCCUCGUACCGGCGGCCUGGAACCGGUGCUGUCGCUGAGCUGCAUGCACUACUGCUGCCGGUCGUGCUGGCAGGAGUACCUGACUGCGAGGAUCGAACAGAACCUGGUCAUGAACUGCAACUGUCCAAUCACAGACUGCCAGGCUCAGCCCACCUCCCAUUUCUUCCUCAGCAUCCUCACAGACAAGGACACCAUCGCCAAGUAUGAGAACGCGCUGCUCCGAGGUUACGUGGAAUGCUGCUCCAACCUGACAUGGUGCACCAACCCUCAGGGCUGCGAUCAGAUCCUCUGUAAGGAGAACAUGGGCAGCAUGGGCACCUGCUCCAGGUGCUGCUGGUCCUCCUGCUUCAGCUGCAACUUCCCCGAGGCCCACUACCCAGCCAGCUGCAGCCACAUGUCUCAGUGGAUGGAUGAUGGAGGUUAUUAUGAAGGGAUGAACAUGGAGGCGCAGAGCAAACACCUCGCCAAGCUGAUCUCCAAGCGCUGCCCAAGCUGCCAGGCCCAGAUUGAGAAGAACGAAGGCUGCCUGCAUAUGACCUGUGCCAAGUGUAACCAUGGUUUCUGCUGGCGCUGUCUGAAACCCUGGAAACCCACCCACAAAGAUUACUACAACUGCUCCGCCAUGGUGAGUAAAGCUGCCCGGCAGGAAAAGAAGUUCCAGGACUACAACGAGAGGUGCACCUUCCACCAUCAGGCCAAGGACUUUGCCAUCAACCUGGAGAACAAAGUGUCAUCCAUCAACGAAGCCCUGCAGAUGAAGUCUCUCACCUUCGUCAUCGAUGCCUGUAAAGUCCUCGCUCAGGCUAGAAAGGUCCUGGCCUACUCCUGCGUCUACAGCUACUACAACCAAGAGACGGAGAAGAUGGAUGUGAUGGAGCAGCAGACGGAGGCUCUGGACCUGCACACCAACGCCCUGCAGAUCCUGCUUGAGGAGACUCUGCUGCAGUGCACCGACCUGGCAUCGUGUGUCCGUCUGCUGAAACCAGAACACCUGAACACUGGACUGGAACUGAUCCGACGCAUCCAGGAGCGUCUGCUGGCCAUCCUGCAGCACUCCACCCAGGACUUCAGGGUCGGGUAUCAGUCCAAAAGCAGCCAAGAACCAGAGUCCACCCAGACCCAGAGUCUGUCCAACCACACGGACAGCAACAAAGUGUCGAAGUCGGAGCGAGCGUCCGAGUCUGGAGACUCGGACAACAACAACUACACGGGCGAGGAGGGCGGCGACGAAGCGGAGGACGAAGACGAUGAGUACGAUGAGGAAUACGUCCCAGAGUGGCACGAGGACUAUGACGAAGAUGACAUCGACGAAGACGACUUCUUCUCGGAUGACGACGAGUCUGAGAACUUGGAGAGGGACUUCAGCCCCUUUGACUGAGACCGACCGAAAUUCUAAGAUGUCCCCUACCGGAAGAGACGGGAGGACAAAACCCCGCCCCCUCUUCAUCACCACGUCACGCCACGCCACUUUAGGACGUCAGGAACUGUGGGAGAAGAUCAGAACAACGUCCUCUUUCACCUGAACACCCCCACUCAUCCCAGCAUUUGCUUUCAUGUCUGAUUCUGUUUUAAUAAAGUCAAAGUACGGAAGAGGAGGAGGGACAAACCACGUUCUGAGGUCAAAAUUUAAGUUUGACCCUUAGAUUGUGAAAGUUAGAGUCUGCAUCCAUUUUGUUCUGAAUGUCACGUUUAAUUUUAUCCAUGUUGGUUUACUUUCUGAAAUGUGGUCUUGAAUCUAGUUUAAACAAAUUCUAGUACAGUCUAGACAGUCUAAUCUAGUUAAAACCCAAACUCCAGUUUAACCCUUUCUAAUACAGUUUAAAGCAUUCUAUUACAAUAUAAACUGUCUAAUCCAGUUUAAACCCAAUUUGAUCUAGUUUAAACCCAUUCAAUUACAAUCUAAACCCGUCUAAUUCAGUUUAAAUCAGUUUGGAACCAGUUUAAACCAGAACUUGGUUGUAAAUCAGGAUUAUAGAUGCAGUUAAAAUGUUGCAGCUGCGGUUAAAACCGAUCUGAAACCAGUUUGAGACAAGUGGGCUGUGUGAAACCUGUGGAACCAGGUUUUAAUUUUUUCUGCGUUUUAGAAAUUUCAGGACCUCAGAACGGGUGUGUUCUGUCGUCUCCUCCGUACUGACCAGCUGGACUUGGUUCUGUUCUCCAGAGGAUGUUGGUGUUUCCUGCUUCUGCUUCUUAACUGAGACGAAGGGCGGACGUGGCGGAAGGGGACUAAGUUGUCCCGCCAGCGUCCUCGUCUGGUCGCGGUUCUGCCUUGGUUUCUGUUUCUGACUUACGCUGCCUUCACCUGAACAAAGUUCAGAACCAGCAGCUCAUUUAGCUUCACUCUCUAGGCCUGUAUGUGUUGGACGAGUCGGUCGUUUCUAUGCAUCUGAGGAAACUGAUGCCGAGCGGUUACUGCAGAAUCCGAAGCAUCGCUGCAAUAAGUGGCCGUCGCCUGCUCGGUUCUGUCAGAACCAGCGUCUGGGUUUGUUGAGGAGUCUGGAGUAUCUGAUAUUCCAGCUCUGUGUUUUGCUGUAAUUUCGAGAGAUCCUAUAUUCAUAUUGUUGUUCUUAAAUGUUCUUUUUGGUUUCUUUUGUUGGAGUCGAGCGACUUCAACCAACAAAACAAAUAAAGCUUUUUCUGCGA
Messenger RNA from Melanotaenia boesemani (Boeseman's rainbowfish), 9234 nucleotides. RefSeq names its product cullin-9 (gene cul9). The transcript is spliced from 45 exons. Lineage: Eukaryota; Metazoa; Chordata; Actinopteri; Atheriniformes; Melanotaeniidae. Bases 23 to 7969 code for a protein of 2648 amino acids. The record is from RefSeq and is a predicted model, not a curated record. Gene Ontology annotation, molecular function: zinc ion binding.